AUGAUCAACCCCAGGGCUCUAUUCCCGACGGUGACGGUAUUCAUCUCUUUUAUAAUCACAAUUCUGUGUCUUUUCGCAGGAACGCAAAAGAACUUUUUUAGAAAAUGUGGACCUCUUAACAGCAGCACCGAUAGCUCCGCGCACGAUUUCUAUUCCGUCCACAUCAUGUCCUACUGCCAGGGAACAUUGGGAGCGAGCGAUCCCAGCGCCGGAGUCACGCGCAACGUGACCGACUGCUCGCAUCGCAAAAUCCUCUUCUCGUUCGACCCGACACAAGAGUGGCCAGAGGUCUCUCACGGACCGGAGCUAGAGUGGCCGCGCGUGAUCAGCGACGACUUCCAUGCGUUUAGAAUGACCACUCGGUCCAUGGCGGUGUUGUACUGCAUAGGGGUUGGCGCGAUGGGCGCGGCCCUCCUUGUAAAAGUGUGGACCGCGAUUGCCCCCAGGGCCGGUCAGGGCAAGAUCGAGUGCGGGUUUAUAAUGCUCGGAUCUCUCAGUGUUAGUGUGGCAUCGAUUAUUGCGACGGUCAUCGCGUUUGAAUUUGUGGCUUUGAUUAACGCCCACGGCAAGGGGUCGAAUGUGUCGGCCAAGUAUGGAGAGAAACUGCUCGGGAUGACAUGGGCGGCUGUGGGGCUACUCUUGGUGGGCAGUGUUGCCUGCUUUGUGAAUGUAUUCGUUCGUGGACCGGCACCCCCUCCGCCUAUGGAAAAGGAGAUGGACAUAGAGGGGUAA
This is a messenger RNA of Penicillium brevicompactum, 732 nucleotides long. Its product is annotated as SUR7/PalI family protein. The transcript is spliced from 3 exons. Bases 1 to 732 code for a protein of 243 amino acids. NCBI's taxonomy places the organism in Eukaryota, Fungi, Ascomycota, Eurotiomycetes, Eurotiales, Aspergillaceae. The record is from RefSeq and is a predicted model, not a curated record. Gene Ontology annotation, cellular component: plasma membrane; cell cortex of cell tip. Gene Ontology annotation, biological process: fungal-type cell wall organization.